AUGUAUCAUCUAAGUGCGAUUGAACAAGUUCAGGUUAAGGCGGAAGAAAAUGCUAACUCCACAGAAGACAAUGUAAGCGCCUCUGAUGUUGUUGUUGAACCAAUUCCGGAAGGAUUACUUACGGAGGAUAUCGAUAAAUGUAAUUGCAGAUGCGGGGAGCGCAACGAGGCCUCCAGAAUCGUAGGCGGUGUAGAGACAGCCGUAAACGAGUUUCCCUGGGUGGCCAGACUGACGUACUUCAACAAGUUCUACUGUGGAGGAAUGCUCAUCAACGACCGAUAUGUCUUGACUGCAGCUCACUGUGUCAAAGGACUAAUGUGGUUUAUGAUAAAAGUAACAUUAGGUGAACACAAUAGAUGCAACAAGACCCAUAGACCUGAAACCCGCUAUGUGAUAAACGCUCUUGCCCAUAAUUUUACAUAUCUGACGUUCAGAGAUGAUAUAGCGGUAUUAAAACUGAACUUAAGGGUUCCAAUAUCUGACACUAUUAAACCGGUAUGCCUGCCUCAUAGUGAUGGUGAGUUCGCAUUUGACUGCUUCAUUGGAGUUAAAGCUAUAGCAGUAGGAUGGGGAUCGCUGGGUGAACAACAAAAUCAUUCUUGCAAUCUACUGGAUGUGGAAUUACCGAUUUUGAGCAACAAACAAUGUAGGAAGACUAAGUAUGAGCCUACUAUGAUCGUGGACGAUAUGCUCUGUGCUGGAUAUCCUGAAGUCGGAGCUAAGGAUACUUGCCAGGGUGAUAGCGGUGGACCAUUAUCCGCGGAAAGAGGUGAUAAGCGCUACGAAUUAUUAGGUGUGGUUUCAUGGGGAAUCGGUUGCGGUAGACGAGGAUAUCCAGGAGUCUACACAAGAGUCACAAAAUACUUGAACUGGAUCAAACACAACGCUCGUCACGGCUGUUUUUUUUGGCUUUGCUUGCGUGCCGGUACUCUCAAUGAGAAUACAAAGAAGAUGGCUCACUCAGUACAUAUAUACGACUGCUUAAAAGAGAUCUUAAUGAAACUAGAAACAACUGAAACCACGAAAAGGUCAGAGCGGUGGACUAAGGAUAAACAGCCAGACAGUUUUUGCAAUACUUUUUUGUAUUUUGAAUGGUCAAGAGACCUUAAGUGUGAGGUCCCUAGAGCGCCGCUCCGACUAUACACUUAUAAAAUGAAACCUAUAUUGUGUGUCUUACUUUGUUUAACAUUCGAAUUUGUUUCUUUAAAUAAAGUAAACAACUCAUGUGAGUGUGGUAUCGCGGGAAAGAACCGACGCAUCGUGGGUGGUACCACAGUCCAGCCUCAUCAGUAUCCUUGGCUAGUUGCCCUUAUGUUGGGGUCAAAGCUCCACUGUGGGGCAGCUAUUAUCACGGAUCAACAUUUAUUGACAGCAGGCCAUUGCAUUACCUUUGGGGUCCAUUAUAAAGAUCUCUCGGCGUACAUCGGAAUGCAUGAUCGCUUGGGAUCGUCACACUCCGUGCUUAGUAUAGAAAACGGCGUAAAGCAUCCGAAUUUCACUUCGAAUGCUGUGCGCGACAUCAACGACAUUGCGGUGCUGACGAUGGAGGAAAAAAUUAAGUUUUCUGACAAAGUGCGACCAAUAUGUUUACCCAGUUCAGAUAUGGACUUCCGUAAUCUAGCACUCAGGGUUGCAGGAUGGGGAAAAACGAGACAAGGUGCUCUCACUUCCUCGCGUUUUUUGCUGGAAACCAAAGUUAAAAUUGUACCAAGUUCAACAUGUACUAAAUCCGUUAUAUAUAGAGACAAUCUUGUUGCGGAUUCAAUGAUGUGCGCUUACAGUCUGGGGAAAGACGCAUGCCAGGGGGAUAGUGGUGGACCAAUUUUCUCCACACAUUCGCGGACCCAUAACAAGAAAUGGUACCAAGUUGGUAUUGUUUCAUGGGGCAUUGACUGUGCUAUGCCAGAUUAUCCAGGUGUUUACACAACCGUCGCCAAAUAUAUACAGUGGAUAAAACAAAUGACGCAGGAUGGAAUGUAUUGCAAACCCUACAACAUGUGGCAUAAAUUAAUGUUACUUGCCAAUUUGCUUCAGAUGCAGAGCAGUGUUUCGGGUGGAGGUUCUCCUCCAUGCGAAUGUGGCAAGCCAUCCGAUGACAUAGUGUCAAUGAGAAUAGUUGGAGGAAGGAGGGUUGUACCUCACUCUUACCCCUGGACUGUGGCAAUAACAAAGAAUAACAGCAUGCAUUGUGGGGGCGCUAUGAUCACUGACAGGCACGUAUUGAGCGCUGGUCAUUGUUUCAAAUGGGAUGAAACAUCAAAUAUGGUGGUUCUUGUCGGCCUAAACAAUGUCGAUGAUCUAUCAAAUGUUGAGAAGAGAACUAUAUCGCAUGUCGUCAUUCAUGAAGGAUUCACUUCCACAGCGGUACGAGACGAAAACGACAUAGCGAUCGCUACAUUAAACAAACCUGUACCAUUUAAUAAAAAUAUUAAGACGAUUUGUUUACCGAACCCAGGACAAGACUUUGGUGGAAGAACUGGUAUAAUAGUCGGUUGGGGACGCAUGGGUGUAGACAAAUCCGCCUCAAAGGUCCUAAUGAAAGCCAGUCUCCCUAUUCUCACGGACCAAGAAUGCUUGAACUCUAAACUUAAGAAAUAUUUAAAGCCAACAAUGAUGUGCACUUUUUCAAAAGGAAAGGAUGGUUGCCAGGGUGAUAGUGGAGGUCCUCUUCUGGUAUUCGAUACGGACGGCAGAUAUGUCCAAGCAGGAGUUGUAUCAUGGGGAAUAGGGUGUGCUGAUCUCAGAUAUCCAGGUGUUUACACGAAAGUUAGUCAUUACAUCGACUGGAUAGAGGAACAUUCUUCUAGUGGGAAGACUUGUGACUCAUAGUCAUUGGUACUUUAAUAAAAAUAAAUAUA
This is a messenger RNA of Pararge aegeria (speckled wood butterfly), 2858 nucleotides long. RefSeq names its product transmembrane protease serine 9-like. Gene Ontology annotation, molecular function: serine-type endopeptidase activity. The record is from RefSeq and is a predicted model, not a curated record. The coding region runs from base 1 to 2829 and encodes 942 amino acids. Lineage: Eukaryota; Metazoa; Arthropoda; Insecta; Lepidoptera; Nymphalidae. Gene Ontology annotation, biological process: proteolysis. The transcript is spliced from 25 exons.